AUGGAUACCUUUGACUGGAAACUCACCAUAAAAGCUAACAUAAUCAUGUUAAAAAUGGUCGGCUUGUGGCCUGCAGGUGACGAAACCUACAAAUUCAACAUAUACACCCUCUACACCACCGUAUCCAUUCUCGCGUUUGUCUACGGCCACAAUUUCUUUCAAGCAUUCAACAUCAUCUUCAUUCUCGACGAUAUUGAAGCAUUAACAGCCACGAUAUUCGUCUUACUCACCGACAUGCUCGCCAUCAUGAAAUCCUACUAUCUCAUCCAAAACAUAAAAAUCAUCAAACAACUGAUGGUGACUCUGAACAGCGAAAUGUUUCAACCGAAAAACCUAAGACAGAAGGACAUGAUAGAACCCAGCUUGAAUUCUUGGAAAAUGGUGUAUACCGUGUUUAGUUCAAUGGCUUACAGUACCCUUUUCUUUUGGGGAACUUUUCCGUUUCUCGACAAUUUGGUACAACAACAUCAACUGCCAUUUUUAGCUUGGUAUCCGUGGAAUGCCAAAGUUUCGCCUUUGUAUGAAAUAACUUAUGCGUAUCAAAUGGCGAGUGUCAGUUUUAUUUGUAUAUUGAAUUUGAAUAUUGAUACGUUGAUUGCUGCUUUGAAUAUGUACACUGGGGCACAGUGCGAUAUUUUGUGUGACGAUUUGAGACACAUUCAUGAGUUUGCUGACAUCAAUGCGAGGUUGAAAAGUUGUGUUGCUGCCUUCAGCAGUCAGUUUUAUUCUUCUUUAUUUUAUGUAAGCGCUGUCGUGGUAGAAAUUUUUAUGUACUGUUGGUAUGGAAACGAAGUGGAAAUUAAGAGUAGUAAUAUUCCUUACGCUGUUUUCGAGUCCGACUGGACCGAGACCUCUUUAGAAGUACAAAAGCAUAUCGUGUUUUUUAUUCUGAGGUGUCAAAAGCCAAUCAAACUCUCGGCUUUGAAUUUGUUUUAUCUCACACUGGACACAUUUGUGACGAUAAUGCGCACUUCGUGGUCGUAUUUUGCCAUUUUGCAUCAAGUUAGUGAAAAAUAA
This is a messenger RNA of Zophobas morio, 1017 nucleotides long. Its product is annotated as odorant receptor 4-like. Gene Ontology annotation, cellular component: plasma membrane. NCBI's taxonomy places the organism in Eukaryota, Metazoa, Arthropoda, Insecta, Coleoptera, Tenebrionidae. The coding region runs from base 1 to 1017 and encodes 338 amino acids. The record is from RefSeq and is a predicted model, not a curated record. The transcript is spliced from 4 exons. Gene Ontology annotation, molecular function: odorant binding; olfactory receptor activity. Gene Ontology annotation, biological process: detection of chemical stimulus involved in sensory perception of smell; sensory perception of smell.